Polistes canadensis is the source of this 2016-nucleotide messenger RNA. RefSeq names its product speckle targeted PIP5K1A-regulated poly(A) polymerase-like (gene MTPAP). Gene Ontology annotation, molecular function: poly(A) RNA polymerase activity. Gene Ontology annotation, biological process: mitochondrial mRNA polyadenylation. Lineage: Eukaryota; Metazoa; Arthropoda; Insecta; Hymenoptera; Vespidae. The transcript has 7 exons. Bases 221 to 1963 code for a protein of 580 amino acids. The record is from RefSeq and is a predicted model, not a curated record.
UGUUGAUAAUUUUUUUUUAUAUUUCUUUUACUCUUUGUGAAGUAUUUUAAUGUAAAUACACAUGCUGUUAAAAAGUUUAAAUAAUCGUAACUGAAAUAAAAACUGUCAACAAUUCUAUCUUAAAUAAUAUAAGUAAUAUUAAAUAAAAUGUAAUGCAAGCUGUACAAAGUUACAUUUAGAAGGAAUCCUAAAACGUGCAAAUUUUGUAUAAUAAUUUAAAAUGGCAUUAUAUCGUGUUAAUAUGAAUGCAACAUCAAUGAUUUAUAAUAGUUAUAGGUUCUGUGUUAAUAUAACAAAAUUAGAUUUACAAAAAAGACAAACGACAGUAAAAAAUGAACAAUUUUCAUUAAAAUACAUGUCUUCGGGGAUGGCCAAAGGAAGACUUACUUUACAAAAUUAUAUAACAAGAAGAAAAUCCGAAGCAUCUAGAAGUAUAAUAGUUCAAGUAGCAUCAGUUAAAUCGUGCAAAGAUCUUCUACUUUAUUGCGCUAACUUGGGUGGUCUUGUAGAGAAAGUGUAUUUUUAUACAUUGCCAAAACAACAUCAAUUCGUCCUAAUUGAAUUUAAAAAUAUACAAACUGCUGAAACUGUCUGCUCGAAUGCAGCAUUCAUGGAUGAUUGUACUUAUAUUCCCAGUAGAACAAACGUAUUAUGGUUUCGUAAAGUACAAAAAGACAAGAUGAACUUAAAAUAUGCCUAUGAAUUACCAAAAAUACAUUUGUGUAAUUCUUUAAUAUUACAACAGGAUACUAUUAGAAAUGCAAUUAUAAAUUCAUCUUCGAUAUCGGAACAAAUGAUAACUUUAUAUAACAAAUACAAAUUAGAUGAAUUAGAGAUAAGAUUAAAAUUUCAAACUAUUGUACAAUUAGAAAAAUGUUUCAAAGGUUUUUUUCCAAACAUAAUUAUACAUCCAUUUGGUUCUUUUAUUAAUGGUUAUGGAAAGAGACAGUCUGAUCUUGACUUGAUUCUUUUUACAGAUGGUUCUAAAAAGGAAAAUACAUUCAGCAGAUUGAUAUAUCAUGGGAAAUCAACUAAUAUUGAUGAAAAGCAGCAUAUCCAUGCAUUCAUGGGAGUAUUAGCAGAUGCCAUGAAAUAUAUUAUACCUGGUAUAUUUAACGUACGAAAAAUUUUUAAUGCGAGGGUUCCUAUUAUUAAAUUCCAAAACUUUUUUACGCACACGGAGUGUGACUUGAGUAUGAGUAAUACAAUUGCCACAUAUAUGUCGGAGCUAUUAUUUUUAUAUGGUGAAGAAGACGAUCGAGUUAGACCACUCAUAUUUACAAUUCGAAAAUGGGCAGAAGAUAAUAAAUUGACUUCUAUUCAUCCAGGAAAAACGAUUACAAAUUUUUCAUUGACUCUAUUAGUAAUAUUUUAUUUACAACAAGUUGAGAUAUUACCUGCCAUAAAUUCUAUAACAAGUUUUUCAGAAAUAUCAAAUAAUGGUCAAAAUAAUAUGAAAAAGAUAUAUACGCAUUAUACGCCAAAUUAUCUGAAAUCGUAUAGAAAGAAUAAUAUGCAUUUAAGUGCUCUUUUAAUAGAUUUCUUUAAAUUUUAUGCUACUUUUGAUUUUAAUGUUCAAAAAAUUUGUUUGAGAACAGGUACUACAAUAAAAUCAAUACACAAUACAGCAUUAUAUAUAUGCAAUCCAUUUGAAACAGAAUUAAAUGUUAGUAAAAAUGUUAGUUGUAAUGAAGUACAACGCAUACAAUCAUUAAUGUCAGUAGCAAUUAGCAACCUUCAAAAUACUAAAGCUUCACAGACUAAAAAAUGGGGUAUUUUAUCGAUACUAAACUUUCCCGAAUCACCAAAUUUAAGUAUCAAUGUAUUAAAAAUAUUUGAUAAAGAUACAAACACGGAAAAUACUCGAGAUGACAGAACGAUCACAAAUAUUCAAGAAAAUGAUGUUAGCGAUACAUUAAAUAGAGAAGCUAACCAUGUUAUUACCAAUAAAAAUCUUAUGUAACAGAGAAAUAAACCAAAUGUAAAUAUUAUUAAUAAUAUUACCUUAUAAAAAAA